Clonostachys byssicola is the source of this 1182-nucleotide messenger RNA. The record is from the annotation of a GenBank genome assembly. Lineage: Eukaryota; Fungi; Ascomycota; Sordariomycetes; Hypocreales; Bionectriaceae.
AUGGAAGAAGAAGCCAAAGAUCCCGCUGUUGUCUUGAUAGAACCCGAAGUACAAUACAGGGGUGAGGAAGCCUCAUGUGAUCUUUCUCGCAAUCUAUCGGAAUCAAGCUCGGUUAGGUCAAUUCUCGAGGAUCUUCAACCAGCUCCUUUGAAAAUUCGCCCAGAAGAGCUGGAGGCAGAAAUCGACACCUUUGAACACGAUCAUCCGGAAACCCCCAGUCCCAGUAUUACAGCACUUCACCACAUGAGAACUGAUGCUUCGCUUCGUGCGAAGAGUACCGACGAUGUUUUUAUUGGAAGAGUUCAAAAUGAGAAAGAUGCGCCUAUCAAAGGAAAGGAGUCACAUGGCGCUAUCUGUAAUUUGCAAAAUAGCCAACGAACGCUCACCAGAGCAGCAAACAACAAGCUAGAUAUUUCGAGCCGCUCUACUCCAAGGUCUCCCGUCAACCAGUUCUCUCGGACUAACAAACAUAUUACUUUACUCGAACAACCACAAGUCCCUGGCUCAAGUCCAAACUCUGAAUCAAAAGCUGGAAGCUUUUCUUCCGACACAGGCAAAGGGCGCCAGUUUCCUCCUCUUCGAAGUCUGAGCAUUGUUAGGAAGAAGAGCCAGGAUAAAAUCAAAAGUACCUUCUCUUUAGAAAGAACCAAGAGCCAAAAGUCGUCUACAGUCCUUGCUCAGGCAGGAAACUCUGACACUCGGGCUUUCUCAGAGCAGCUCGUGCCCUCGAAGGCUCAGAGGUCAGAACCACCGUCAAUACAUAGAUCAAAGCAUACCCCAAUCACUAUUUCUAACGUGUCUUCAACCUUCCAAUACCAAGGCACUUCGGUUGAAAGUCCAAAAUCUCCAACCCCUGACAGACAGACAACAAGUGAUACCCCCUCCUCGACCUUCAGAAAGCGCUUCAGGAGGCAUCUUAACACCGUCACUACCAAACCUCCCAGCCCGCCCACGAAGAACUGGAGCCCCUUUGACGAGCCAGAUAGGUCAUCAGAUAUCCCAUGCAGCUCCCCCUGGAUCCUCGGUAAGCCCGAAGACGAGACAGAGCGGGAGAAGCGAGCAGAAUACUUCAGAGAGCAAGCGGAGCAGGAGGCCCAGAGGAGCCCUACACCCAACCCCCAGAACAGAACCUCACUCAUGGCUUUGACAUCAUCAGUGUCAUCCCCUUCGGUCUCGUCGUAG